AUGGACUCGAAGCCCGAGGGAACUGAGGAGGUGGACGCGGACAUCAUCGCCGACCUUCCUGGAGACGGGACGGAGGAGACGGAGGUCGAGAAGAAGCAGCGACUGGCCAAGGAGAAGAAAGAGGCUCUCAAAGAGUGGGGUGGGACGGCUUCCUUCGGCCGACUGCUCUCGCUUGCCACGUGGACGGACCUGCUGAUCUUGGUACUUGGCAUCUUGGGCGCAAUCGCCUCCGGGGCGGGGCAGCCUAUGAUGUGCCUCAUGUUCGGCGACCUCAUCGAUGGCUUGGGAGCCACCAUGUUCACCAACUUCGACAUGGCUGCCAUGUCGAACAUGACCGCCGCAGAGCAGACUGCAGCAAUCGAGGCGCUGACGGCGGAAGCCCAGGCUGUCAUGCUCCAGAAUGUGGGCGAAACGGCGAUCAACUUCAUUCUGAUCGGCUGUGGCGUCUGUGUCGCCGCCUCCCUGCAAGGGUGGGGCUUCGCGUACUUCGCCGACAGCCAGGUGAAGAAGAUGAGGCCAUUGUACUUCGACCUGAUGCUUCACCGAGAUGUGGGCUGGUUCGACACACAUAGCCCCGGUGCUUUGCCAGGCGAGAUGAUGGCGGACUUGGAAGCCUUGCACGAAGCCUUCGGCACCAAACUGGGCGUGAGCGUCAUGUCCUUCUCGGGCUUGGUCAUUGGCCUCACCGUGGGAUUCAUCCUGUCGUGGCAGAUUGCCCUGCUCAUGCUUGCCACGCUGCCCUUGAUGGCGGGAGGAGCAGUUAUCAUGUCGUCCGCAGUGCUGGAUUUCGUGCAAGAAGCGCAGGGCCCUUACGAGAAGGCUGCAACCCUGGCGGACGAGAUGCUCUUUGCCAUCCGCACUGUCGUCGCCUUUGGCGGCGAGGCGCGUGAGAUCCGCCGCUAUUCUGCAGCUGUUGAAUCUGCAUCAAGAGGAGGCCUCCGGAACCGAAUUAAGACCGGCGUCGGCAUGGGCUACAUAUGGUUCGUGUACUUUGCGGCAAUGGCCUUGGCAUUCUGGUUCGCGUCGAAGCUGAUGUAUGAUGGCCAGGAGGAUCUGACCUCGGGGAAAGUCAUGGCAGCUUUUACUUGCGUUCUCACCGUGGGCUUCAUGGUCGGCAACAUUGCCCCGGGAUUUGCCAACAUCGCGGUGGCGAAGGCUUCCAUGGCCAGGUUCUUUUACCUGGUGAACCAUGAAUCUACGAUUCAGAAACGACUUCGCGAUGAUCGCGAGGUGAUCGGGCCAAUCGAGACGCUUCAACUGGACGAGGUCCACUUCGCGUACCCGGCGCGGCCGGACAUCAAAGUACUCCACGGCCUCUCCCUGACCAUCCAGAAGGGCCAGAAGGUGGCGGUGGUGGGGGAGUCUGGCAGUGGCAAGAGCACCAUCAUGGCCCUCCUGGAGCGCUUCUACGACCCCCUGGAGGGCGCGGUGCGCGUGAACGGCAAGGAUCUGAGGAACAUCAACAUUCAGUCCUACCGCAAGCAGAUCGGCUAUGUGGGCCAGGAGCCCGUGCUCUUCGCCACCAGUGUCCGCGAGAACAUCCUGCAGGGGAGCAGCAUGCAGUUCGUGGGUCGGUAUUAA
Molecule: messenger RNA, 1581 nt
Organism: Symbiodinium natans
Lineage: Eukaryota; Dinophyceae; Suessiales; Symbiodiniaceae
Source: the annotation of a GenBank genome assembly